AUGAGAGGCAGACGUGUUAAAGGUGUUUUGUACGUGAUGAUUUUGAUACCUCUUGUCAUAUUCGUUAUAGUUGAACUAACGCGUUCACGCUGCCAUGGAAGGAAUAGUGAAUCUGUCACUCGGGUAAAGUCGGGUGACGAGCAUCUAAUUGAUAAAACCGAUGCGGUGGGUAGACACGUUUUAAGUCAUGAAUGGAAACACACAAAGGAAUUUCUUCAUAAAGAAAGUUAUAACUUUACUAUAAACAAUCCUGAAGUUUGCCACACGACGGGCCGUCUUCACGAUGGGGUAUUUUUACUGGUUAUUGUAGUGACGACACCUCAGAAUUUCGUGCAGCGUUUACAGUUCCGUCAAACGUGGGGUUCCAGAACGCAGUUCAAAGACGAACAAAUCCGUACAUUGUUUCUAACAGGAAGAACUCCAAAUUCCACAAUGCAAUACAAAUUGAAGGCCGAAAACGACAAGCACGGAGACAUUAUUCAAGCCGACUUUGAAGACAGUUACCUAAAUUUGACACUAAAAACGAUCUUAGCCUUACGUUGGACGCUACAGCACUGCCCAAAAGCUCUAUACUUCUUGAAAUCAGAUGACGAUAUGAUUGUAAGCUACGAGAAACUUUCCGAAUAUCUGUAUAGUUUGCCGUGGAAGCGAGUGCCAAGACUGUACAUGGGAACUUUGUUGGUAAACAAACCACCUUUUAGAUCUAAACACCAUAAGUGGUACACAAGCUAUGACGAAUGGCCUGAAAAGCAUUUUCCACCGUAUAUUUCAGGACCGGCUUAUGUCUUGGGGCACAGCACCGUGAAAGAACUUUAUUCAGCCGCCAUGGAAACACCCUUCUUUAAAUUCGAGGACGUUUUCAUGGGAAUAUGCGCGAGAAAAGCUUAUUUAACACUCAGCCAUAACCAUGAUUUGCCAGACUUCCGUAUGGGUGAUCAUUACAGCUAUUGUCUAUACGAUGGAUAUAUCACAAUUCACCACGCUGCUUCAAACUUGCGCUGGCGAUAUUGGAAAGAACUUCGUUCAUCUCAGCGUCCAAACUGUACUGUCACUGGAUGGGAGGUUUUUGAUUAUUGCUCAGAUGUAGACGACUUUGAUCCAACAUACGCUGUGCAUGGCUGUGAAACCAUACAAAACUGGUGAUUAAUAGUACCCAAUAUUCUACAUCAAUGUACUGUUAAGGUUUUUUCAUACGUCAUUAAUUUUAUAAAAAAACAAAUAAACAACUAGAGUGGCGAUCAUACAGUGAAAAUACUUCUGUACCGUAUGGAUCACUUCUGAUUUAUAAAAUUGUUGUGCCGAGAAACACUCUGAUGUCCUGAGGAAUGUUUAUAAUAGGUCUUCACAUUCUAGUCGAGUACC
Lingula anatina is the source of this 1362-nucleotide messenger RNA. Its product is annotated as beta-1,3-galactosyltransferase 5-like. Gene Ontology annotation, molecular function: hexosyltransferase activity. Lineage: Eukaryota; Metazoa; Brachiopoda; Lingulata; Lingulida; Lingulidae. Gene Ontology annotation, cellular component: Golgi membrane. The record is from RefSeq and is a predicted model, not a curated record. Gene Ontology annotation, biological process: protein O-linked glycosylation.